AUGUCAGAGUACUUUCAGCGGUUUUUCAAGUACAUUGUCGAUCCGGAAAAACGAACAUUGGUACGUUUGCGUAAUUCAAUUGUUCGUGUUCAUAAGCUUCCGGACAGUCUAAACCAUCAAUACAACCACCUUACACCUGUUGAGUGCACCCUAACCACUAGAGAAGGUCGGAGGUAUAUCGUGACACUGAGAGGCAAUCAUUUUCGGGAUGGUGAGACUUUGUGCAUGGUGAGGACAUUAUGCCGAUUCCUAUUAAUUUUUGAUUAUAUUCUUACCGACCCCACCGACAAUUUCAGAGCAAUUUUGGAGUUUGAGGGGUGUACAUAUGAAUUACAAAUUGUUCAAGGCCAUGGAAAAAUUUUGAUGCAAAAUUGGGAUGCCGAGGACUUUGUGGAAGCUACGCAAAUGGUUGAAGGCGAUACAUGGCAAUUCACAUUAACUCCGUAUUUUUGUGUGCGUUUCGAGGUUGGUCAAAAAGGUGUAGAAGAGGGAGAAAGUGGAAAGGUGGUGUUUUUGGCGGGAGGAUUAAAACAUCAGGGGAGUUUUCUUUGGGAUGACGAGAGUAAUUGCUAUUUUUCUUCAAGGGGAAGUGCUCAAACAUAUUGUAAUACGCAAUCAAAUGCAGAAGGUAGCAGUCGUACGACUCGAGGGUCCAACUACUCAACCACGUCACAUGCGCCAACGAACAAUGACCCACAUUCAGUGUUUGAAAUUGUGACCCAAGAUAUCGUUAGAGAUUACCCAUUGGGUGUUUUCGACAUACACGCAAAGACCGUCUAUCUUGACGAGGACGAUCGUGAGGAAGCAUUUGAGUUUUGGCCAUUAGCAAACCAUUAUUAUAGCAACAAUCCUGAGCCUUUAUGGGAAACCUUGAAGAUAAUUUUCGAACCACUAGGCCUUAACCCAUAUCCUGGUGAAAUGCGGGCGAGAGGUGAACGUAACCAUCGCAAACUUGACCAAGUUGUUCGCGACUACUGGGCCGAAGAAAGACGUAUGGCAGCAUAAAAAAGAAGGAAAGGAAAUUGAGAUUGUUGUCGCGUAUGCACUUUUCAGAUAAAUGAUUUUUCUUUCAUUUCAGAACAAUUUUUUGUAAUCUACAUUGGUGUUUCUAC
Striga asiatica is the source of this 1112-nucleotide messenger RNA. Lineage: Eukaryota; Viridiplantae; Streptophyta; Magnoliopsida; Lamiales; Orobanchaceae. The record is from the annotation of a GenBank genome assembly.